This is a messenger RNA of Chrysemys picta bellii (western painted turtle), 2723 nucleotides long. It is a transcript of the gene TC2N, whose product is annotated as tandem C2 domains, nuclear. Gene Ontology annotation, cellular component: nucleus. The record is from RefSeq and is a predicted model, not a curated record. Lineage: Eukaryota; Metazoa; Chordata; Testudines; Emydidae.
GCUGCUGCAGCGGGUGUCAAGGAGAGCGCUGGGCAGGUAAGGAAGCCAGUGCCUGGGGAGACAAGGGAAGAGGGCAGAGAGCUGCGGCACCAGAAUCGCUUUCAGGGGGAGAGAGCGGCUGAGCCCAGCACCAGCUGUGUUACGGGGGCAGGCGAGGGCAGCCCUGGCAAUAAAAGCUUAGAGCUAGCUGUGUACAAGAAGGCUGGGGAGAGGCUGUAGCUGGGAGGGAACCGCACUGAGCCUACAGGUAGCUGGGGCAAAGUCCAGGAGGUGGGUGCCUAGAGCCAGCUGUGCAGAGGAGGCUGGGGGAUAAAUGCUGGGCAUUGAGUCCUAAAGCCAGCAGUGUGCAGGGGACAGACGCUAGGCACUGAAUGCUAGAGCCAGCUGUGUGCAGGUGGGAUCAUGGGACAGACGGUGGGUAUUGAGGGCUAGAGCCAGCUGUGUGCCGCGGAGGCUGGGGGAGGAGCAGGUGCAAGCGCCGUCCGCUCUGCAGCAUGGCGAGGAAGCCUAGCACCCAGCUGCCAAGUGUCCUGCCCGCCCAGAGGAAGCUCCGCAGCGGUUUUGCCAAGUCCCGGCCCCUGUGAGGAGGGGAGAAGUUGGCGGUGAGUCUCUCACAGCAGCCAGCCCCCAGCCUCUGCCUGGCCCCGGCGCCCUGGGGAGGAGUCAGGUGUCUCCAGCGGGGCAGCUCAGCUGCGCCGGACGCCGCUACACCUGCCGGGAGGAGGAUGAGGAGCCGCCCUGCCUGAGGGGAGAUUGCCGAGUGGAACAGCUUCAACGGGAGAGUUGGAGGGAGCUCUCUGCCAGAAUAUCCCCUAGCCCUAUGGCUAGGGUGCUCUCCUACAAAAUGGGAGACCCAAGUUUAAAUCCCUUCUCCACAUCAGGCAGAGGGGGGGAGUUGCACCCAAGUCUUCCACAGCCCAGGGUUGACUUCUGCGUUGGAGCCUUGUUUGUGUUUCACUUAAGUUGAAAUAUUAGAAGCUAUGGCGAAAGAAUGCCUAAAGAACUGCUGCAAAGGGUGUUUCUACGUGGAGAAGGAAAAGAAUGACUUUUCCAUGGAGAAGGAAUCUGAAGCUGCAGCUGAAAACAGGCAAAGCAUUGUGGAGAAACCUCCAUUGUCUUCUGUGUCAGUUAAGCGUCAAGUUGGCUGUUCCGAGGAUUAUCUCCUUGCGAAACUGCCAUCGGAUGGCAGGGAGGUCCCAUUUGUGCUCCCUCAGCUUAAACUAGCUUACAUACAACCCAAGAAUCUUGGCAGUUUGUCGCACGUUGGGGAAAUUCAAGGAUCUGCCAGAGCAUUUGUUGGUGACAGGAAAGCAGAACUUUCCAAUAUAUACCAGCAGGGGCCCCAUGGUGACGUGGUGUAUAAUCCAUUCUAUAGGCAGCAGAAUAUUUCACCGGAUCUGACUAGGCGCUUCCCAGAAAAAUCGGAUGUGAGAUUAUAUGGAUCAGUUUGUGAUUUAAGGAGUAGCACACUUCCUGGAUCACCUGGUUUAAGCCAUUCGCUGUUUGAUCUCACAAAUCCACCCCAUCGUGUCAUCCAGAGAUAUGAUUCAGUCUCCAGUGUACCCAGUAGUACCUCCUCGAAGAAGGAUUCGCAAGGCAGUAACAGGAGCCUGGAUACCAUUACGUUAUCAGGUGAUGAACGAGACUUUGGAAGAAUGAAUGUGAAACUGUGUUAUGUUCCUUCUGCAGAACAGAUCUGGAUCACAAUCUUGCAUUGCAAAGAUCUGAGUUGGCCUUCUAGUUGUGGAGAAAAUCCUUAUAUUUCUGUCAAAGGAAUUCUGAUGUUGCCUAAGCCAGUGCAGUUCAAAUCUUCAGCCAAAGAAGGUUCCAAUGACAUUGAAUUCAUGGAAACCUUUGUGUUUACUAUCAAAUUGCAAAUUCUGCAGACUGUAAGACUAGUGUUUAAAAUCCAAACUCAGACUCCCCGGAAGAAAACAAUCGGAGAGUGUUCCCUGCCACUACGAGAGCUCAAUUCACAGGAAUCCGAUCAUUGGUUGGAUAUAAUGCCUCCUUCCAAAGUUUCAGUGUGCAAAGCAGAACUUCAAAUAGGAACCUGUUUUCAAGCAAUAAACAGCAGGAUUCAGUUACAGAUUCUUGAAGCCCAAAGCCUCCCAAGUUCAUCCACACCACUCUCUUUAAAUUUCUUUGUGAAGGUUUCAAUGUUUACUACAGAAGGGUUGAUUUAUAAGAAAAAGACUCGUCUAUUGAAACCCACCAAUGGCCAAGUGAAGUGGGGAGAAACAAUGAUUUUUCCAGUUAGCCUGAAUGAACAAGGAAUUAAUUUUCUCAUCAAACUCUACAGCAGGACCUCAGUGAGAAGAAAACAGUUCCUGGGACAGGUCUGGCUAAGCUCUAAUAGCAAUAGUAGUGAAGCAGCAGAUCAGUGGAGAGAUACAAUCGCAAACCCCGAAAAGGUAGUCAUUAAAUGGCAUAACAUAAAUCCAUCCUGAAGAUGUCAGAGAUGAAUUCAGUACUGAUAUGGACUUGCUACAAGAAACUCUUGCACUCUUCAAAUGAACUAAUACAGAUAAAAAGAGGGAAAAUACUAUCUACUUGAAUGUUUCAGGAAGUCUGGACUUGCAUCACAUAUUGUUAACUGGAAUAAGCCAAAAGGAAAAGGGAUCAGAGCUUUCACAGAGUACUGCUGGCAAAAUACUGAUAUGAUAACAGGUGGGAAUUAGUGAAACUGUACACUGAAGUAAAACACCACCUUGAGAAGUGAA